GACAUGGAGGGAAGCGGCGCCGCUGCUACGCAUGUGCGGUGGCUGUGAUGGUGAUGGUUGGCGAGUGGAACCCAUGAGGAGCGGAGCCGGCAGCCGGAGAGCGACAUGGCGGGAGUGUUCGACAUCGAUCUGGACCCCGAGUACCAGCAGGAGGAAGGCGUCUCAGACGAGGAGUUGGAAGGGGUGCAGUACAGUGACUGCAUGGAGCAUGGAGUUCCCUUUGAACUGGAUAUGGAACACUGUGAAAAAUUUGAAAUCUCUGAAAACAAUGUGAAUAGAGGUCCAGAAAAAAUCCGACCGGAAUGCUUUGAGCUAUUGCGGGUGCUAGGCAAAGGUGGUUACGGGAAGGUUUUCCAAGUGAGGAAGGUAUCGGGUGCAUAUACAGGAAAGAUAUUUGCCAUGAAAGUGCUAAAGAAGGCAAUGAUUGUUCGUAAUGCAAAGGACACAGCCCAUACUAAAGCGGAGCGCAGUAUCUUGGAAGAUGUCAAGCAUCCAUUCAUCGUGGAUCUGAUGUACGCUUUCCAGACUGGGGGAAAGCUCUACCUCAUCCUUGAAUAUCUCAGUGGUGGAGAGCUCUUUAUGCAGCUGGAAAGAGAAGGAAUCUUCAUGGAAGAUACAGCUUGUUUUUAUUUAGCGGAAAUCUCGAUGGCUUUGGGGCACUUGCAUCAGAAAGGUAUUAUCUACCGUGACUUGAAGCCAGAGAACAUCAUGCUCAAUCAUCAAGGGCAUGUUAAACUAACAGAUUUUGGAUUAUGCAAAGAAUCUAUUCAUGACGGUGCUGUGACUCACACUUUCUGUGGAACGAUAGAGUACAUGGCACCAGAAAUUUUAAUGAGAAGUGGACAUAAUCGUGCUGUGGACUGGUGGAGUUUAGGAGCCCUAAUGUAUGACAUGCUGACGGGAGCACCUCCUUUCACUGGCGAGAACAGGAAGAAGACCAUCGACAAAAUCCUGAAGUGUAAACUCAAUCUGCCACCCUACCUCACACACGAAGCCAGAGACCUUCUUAAAAAGCUGCUAAAAAGGAAUGCUUCGUCGCGCCUUGGAGCUGGAGUUGGGGAUGCGACUGAUGUCCAGGCUCAUCCUUUCUUCAGACACACAAACUGGGAGGAUCUUUUAGCUCGUAGAGUUGAACCACCUUUCAAGCCAUUUCUGCAAUCAGAUGAUGAUGUCAGUCAAUUUGAUUCGAAGUUCACACGGCAGACACCUGUUGACAGCCCUGAUGACUCGACACUCAGCGAAAGUGCCAAUCAAGUCUUCCUGGGGUUCACAUACGUGGCUCCAUCAGUACUGGAGAGCGUGAAGGAAAAGUUCUCAUUUGAACCAAAAAUCCGUUCACCUCGCAGGUUUAUAGGCAGCCCUCGGACUCCGGUGAGCCCGGUCAAGUUUUCUGCUGACUGCUGGAGUCGGGGAGCCAGCGUGGAGCCACCCCGAGGGCGUGGGUCAUCGGAUUACCCAAUGGAUGUUGGGAUGGAGCAGAUGGACGUGACUGUCAGUGGAGAGGCCUCGGCUCCACUGCCCAUCCGGCAUCCUGUGGGCGUGAGUCCUGUGCCUUUCAAAAAGCAAACGUACCCCGUGCCCCCUAACAGACCAGCACACCUGCGCAUGAACCUAUGACAACAGCUGAACGUGGAAGGAAGGGAAAAUAUAACUGAUUGAAGACUGUGCGGAUGCAAGCACUAACCGAGUACAAACGGGGAAGUGUUUUUGGGGAUGGUACCAAACCUCCCUAUUUCUCUCCCUCAGCCCCUUACCAAGAAAGUCUCGGCUCAGAACCAUUAUACAAUGAAAACAUGCAUCACUGACCGAAGGGGAAUAAAAGGGAGAUUAAAAUAAUUGGCAGGGUGGUGAACAUCUUUGAGAAGCACGUACUUCAACAUUAGAGGGGCACUGAUGUCCCAUGCAGUGGUUCACCUCUUGAGGUUCUGCACAUGACAUGAACAGACAACCCCCGUGGCUCAUCGUUGUUAAUAGUGUUGAAGAAAUCUUCCCACUUAGGUGCCUGACGAACACAGUAUUACCAAAGGCAGAAGUUGCCUGAACCUCUCAAUCAAACUGAAGCUUGUGUCCGGGAGGGAGGGGUGGGGUGCAGACAAUGAUGGGUGCAUCUGCACCUCAGAUGGAAAAGACUGCACCUUGUCAUAAUGUUAUCUGAAGUCUCAGAUGCUCAGCCUGGUAUUGUAAUGCAUUGGAGCCCACAUAAAUGCAGUUUAUAGAGAGAUAUCAUGGAUUAAAAGCAAAUCUAAAUCCCACGCUGCAAUGCGUGCAUGUUGAUGCAUUAACUCUUUGGUACAUUCAAGUCUUAAAAAGCCUAAGUUUGCUUUGGGUAGACUUAAUGAUUGAAGAGGUUUAAAGUUUACCACAUUAUUUGCCUUUUUGCCUACUGCAAUUAUGCUCUUUUUCUGUAGAGUUUUCUGUAAUCACAGUACUGGAAUAGAUUUUAGUUCUGAAAGGAACACAAUUAGCGCCUGCUGAGAGUUUGCCGCCAUACGUGUGAUGGAGUGCUAGAAGCACUUUAAACUCUUGGCCAGUGUACAGUUCUAGUUCAAAUUCCAAUGCAUAUCAUCUUUGUGUGCCCCCAUUAAAUUUCUCCCUUCUGCAUCUCCUCUCAAAAUAUGUUUGUGUUGGUGUCUGCAUCAUGUAACUCUGUGGGACUGUAGGCCCUAAAGCUUAAUGUUCCUCCAACCUAAUGCUUGGAAUGAGUAUCAGGAAGACAAGGAGAAACCUCAACCCCGAGCAAUGUUUCCUUUGGGUUCGAGCAUCUCAGAGUCUGAAAUUAUCAAUUAGCACUUUCCAAAGAUGAGCCCUGAAACCGUGGUGCUGAUGUAGACAUUGCAUAGAGCGCCCUUGUAGCCACAUUUGGUUUCCCUCAGCUAAUACUUGACAGAUGUUUGCUCUGAAUCUGCCGUGCUGUGAUCUAGGCUUCUAGGUCUGAAUUGUGUGAAGUGUAGCGUGUAUUGAAUCUUGUUUUCUUAAAAGCUGCUUUUUUUUCCCCCUCUCUCUCUCUCUCUCUCUCUUCUCUAUCUCUCUCUCUAUCUCUCUAUCUCUCUCUCUCUCUCUCUAUCUCUCUCUCU
Molecule: messenger RNA, 3074 nt
Organism: Mobula hypostoma (lesser devil ray)
Lineage: Eukaryota; Metazoa; Chordata; Chondrichthyes; Myliobatiformes; Myliobatidae
Product: ribosomal protein S6 kinase beta-1-like
Exons: 15
Coding region: 106-1617 (503 amino acids)
Biological process (GO): peptidyl-serine phosphorylation; signal transduction
Molecular function (GO): protein serine/threonine kinase activity; ATP binding
Source: RefSeq, a predicted model, not a curated record